AUGGCAGAACUGGCUAACCCUUUCCUACAAUAUCCUUCCUCCCUGAAAGUUUUAUUUUUUUCAUUAUUGCAUUUAUUUCUUCUUCUUCUUCUUCUUCUUCCUACUUCUCCUGCUCUACCAACUCUUCUUCAUCCUCUUUCUCCCUCUUUCUCCGUCCCCUUGCUCUUAUUCUCCUCAUCAUCUUCGUCUUUUUGUCUUCAUCCUCUUUUUCCACAUUAUUUUCUUAAUUUUUCCAAAUUUGUCUACAACCUUAUGUUUGUUGUCAUCCUUCUCCUACUCCUUGCUUUCUUGCUGCUGCUGCUGCUGUUGUUGUUGUUGUUCUUCUUCUUCUUCUUCUUCAACACUGACACAUCCAUUUACUCUGGAUUUCACAUCCACUUCAUCUUUUCUCACUCUCUGUGUCUCCCUAUUCCUUCCUUCCUUCCUUCUUCCUCCUCCUCCUCCUCUUCUUCUUCUUCUUCUUCUUCUUAUUAUUAUUAUUAUUAUUAUUAUUAUUAUUAUUAUUAUUAA
Acanthosepion pharaonis is the source of this 510-nucleotide messenger RNA. NCBI's taxonomy places the organism in Eukaryota, Metazoa, Mollusca, Cephalopoda, Sepiida, Sepiidae. The record is from the annotation of a GenBank genome assembly.